AGACUCCGUCUCAAAAAAAAAAAAAAAAAAAAAAGAGGAGUGUAGAAAUGAACUCUCCCAAAGAAGCCACUGAUGCAUGCCACGUUGAAACUUAAAGGAUUACUUUUAUCCGGUCUUUGGGAUUAUCUGCACCAUGACUCCCCUCCCCUUACAUGAAGGAUCAAGGUGACCACAUAAACAUUUAGACUCCCUGCGUGAGAUGGGAGAACAUAAGUCCCUGAUGAGUUUGUAUAAUACUCAUGGCCACAGUUACACCAUGUGGCAGGCAUAUCCCUUCCUUUCCAAAAGAAGGAAAGAGACAAAUGUAUGAUACCUGAUAUUACACAUGUUUUCAUUCUUCACAAUCAUUGAAGUAAUAAAUAACACUACUUUUUUAGAGACAAGGAAUUUAUCUGUUGACAGAAAUAUGUAUUGCUUGGGCACGGUGGCUCAUACCUGUAAUCCUAACACUUUGGGAAGCCAAGGCAGGAUGAUCUCUUGAGCCCAGGAGUUCAAGACCAGUCUGAGCAACACAGCAGGACCCCUCUCUACAAAGCAUAGAAAGAUUACCUGGGCAUGGGGGUGCAUGCCUGUAGUCCUAUGUACUCAGGAGGUUGAGGCGGGAGGAUUGCCUGAGCCUAAGAGUUCAAGGCUACAGUGAGCUAUGAUCACACCACUGCACUCCAGCCUCAGCAACAGAGCAAGGUCCUAUAUCUUAAAAUAAUAAUAAUAAUAAAAAUAAAGAAUAAAUAAUACAGAAAGAGAAGAGAGUUGAGAUUUCAAAACAGUCUUUCUGACUCCAAAUUCCAUUUUUAUCCCACACCACUUUUUCAUAAAAGUUCAGAACAGAUUGUUUGAUGUUUUUCUUAUUGCUCAUUAUUACUUUUUAAAAGGUCGAUUCUGACAUUUGAUGUACAUUUCCUGACAAGCUACAUAUCAUUUUCCUCCCUCCCUUCUGUCUUUCCUUCCUUUUAUUCUUCCAUUUAUAAUGCAACAGAUGAUAGUUUUUCAUGGUGUCCUGUAGGUAGUAUAUUUUAUUUUAAAAUACCAGAUAAAAUUAUCAGCAGCCACUUGUGGAAAGCUUCACCGGAAAAUAUUACUUCAACCAUACUUAUAUGUUUUUUAAAAUGCUAGUUUUGCUGAUCUCCACUUAGAACAACAGAAACACAGAUGGCUACAGUUACUGGAUUUGCUGCCAGUUUUUGUGCCCCCUUUCUCAUACACAUUUAUGGUGACCAAGUUUACUUUCAAAAACAUAUGCUAAGAAUAGUAACAGAUUUUUCAGAUUUGAAGUUGUCUAGGAAAAAAGUAUGCUUCAUGUUAAGAAAGAGUCUGUAAGAUCAACAAAGCAGAUUCAUCUAGAAAACCCAUUCUCUGAGCAGGCCAUUUUCAUCUCUAACCAAUAAACACCAGAUUCCUUAGCUUGGCAGUCAAGAACCUUGACCAUAUCUGAUCUCAGAUGAUUCUUCAUGCCUUUUUUUCUAGUUCCAAGAUGCUGUAGUCUAUUUUCCAGCAAAAUGGGACAGUUGAUUUCACCUCGUAGCCAUGCUUUCCUCUGUUUUGCUUGUCGUCGUUUCUUUUGCCUGGGGAGAUUUCCUCUUACUUCUUCCUAGCUCAAAUGCCACCUCCUCCAGAAAGUGUUCCUGGAUUAGAUUUGCUUUCACACCUCUAGACCUCACUGGUCUUUAUUUGUCCCGUCUUUACGACACAUAUACGACAUCUUCUACUUUAAUUAUUUCUGCCCCAAUUCAAAGAACAAUUAGAAGGCUAUUAAUAAAAAAUGAAUGUGUCAGAACAGUUGAAAGAAGUUGCUUAACAAUAAUUCCUCCUAAUAAUAUAAUGAGACAGGAUUGCAGACAGGUGGCCUGCAAUUAUUUUUUAAAAGUUGCCUACCAUAGUGUUUGAAGAAAAACAAUUCAAUUGGAAUGCCUGCUGAUUGGCACACACACUUUACCCCACCAGUCUCCCUGUUCCCCAUUACCUUCUACUGGUACAUCAUAUAUUUACAUUCCCUGACUGACUCUGGGUGGCACUUGAGUUUACAAGCUCCAAAUAGAGGUUACAUCAAUCAUUUGAUAUACCAGGUGCAAGUCACGGCUCUGUCACUUUCUAGCUAGCUGUCUCAGGUUAAGAGCAAGACUUCUAAUGAUAGCUUUGAAUGGCCCUUUGUAUUUGAGGUGGCCUUAUGCAAAUAAAUAGGUGCAGCUGACCCUUGAACAAUGUGAGGGUUAGGGGUGCCAAUCACCUGCGCAGUCCAAAAUCCACCUGUAACCUUUGACUCCCAAAAAGCUUAACCAAUAGUCUUCUGUUGACCUCACCAAUAACACCGUUGGCUAACACAUGUUUUGUAUGUUAUAUGCACUAUAUCCUGUGUUCUCACAAUAAAGUAAGCUGGACAAAAGAAAAUGUUAUUACGAAAAAUCAUAAGGAAGAGAACAUAUUUCAUUAUUCAUUAAGUAGAAAUAGAUCAUCAUAAAAGUCUUCACCCUCAUUGUCUUCACACUGAGUAGGCUGAGGAGGAGGAGGAAGAGGAGGGGAUGGUCUUGCAGUCUCAGAGGUGGCAGCCGCAGAAGAAAAUCUGAGAACAAGCGGAUCCAUGCAACUCAAUCCUGUAUUGUUCAAGACUCAACUGUAUAUUUUUGCAUGUGGGCUCAAAUACAUACACACACAUGGCCAUGGGUCAAAGAUUCAUAGAAUAAAUUAGACAGCAAGAAUAUUUAUCAUUGAAUUGAAAUGGCUCACUGCAAAACUGCCUUCAACUUAUCUCUAGGCCUUAGAAACAGAAGUGACCCUUUGCUGCUGUGAAUCAGUAGCCUAGACUAGAUUGGGGUUGGGUUGGCCAAGGUACAUAGUCAUUGCCAUAGUCCAGUAUUCAUGCCCAAGCAGUCACCAUUAGUAGUCACAUUGUUCAGACAGCGCCUCUCGGCUCUUCCCACCACUGCAUGCUGGAUUGUCUGCCACCAGUAGAUGAGAGUUGGCAAAAGGGAUAAAUCAGGAUGAAACAUUUGGGCAUUUUGCAGUUUAGAGAAACUUUGGGGGUGCUGCUUUAGUAAAAAAUGGAAGACUUGCAUUUAUUAAAGGUUAGUAAGAAGUGAAAUCGUGUAUGCAAAAGUACAUUAUAAAUUAGAAAAUGCAGUAAAGGCAGAAACGAUUUAUUUAUUGGUUGUUCUGCACUUUACCUAAGUGGUUUUUGAUCAUUUCACAAUGUGUAAGAGUUGGGUUUUUACCUCCAUUUUAUGGAUGUGGAAAUAGGGCUUGGAUGUUAGCUAACUUGCCCAAAUCUUACAGUUAACAGAAAGUGGUACUCCUGAGAUUCCUACCCAGGUCUGUCUGACCUCAGGCCUGUGCUCUUUGUGUGAGUUCGUGCUGACUCCUAGAUGAUAUGCUAGGCACAAAAAUUAGAUAUUACACCAAUUUCCACUAUAGUUAACAUUCUAUCUAAAGUGGGACCACGGUCUUAGAUGAAUUUGGCUGUUGACAGUAGCAAUAAUCCAGGAUGGCUACUCUGAUCUAUGUUGAUAAGGAAAAUGGAGAACCAGGCACCCGUGUGGCUGCUAAGGAUGGACUGAAGCUGGGGUCUGGACCUUCAAUCAAAGCCUUAGAUGGGAUAUCUCAAGUAACACCACGUUUUGGCAAAACUUUCAUUGCUCCAUCAGCCUUACCUAAAGCUACCAGAAAGGCUUUGGGAAUUGUCAAGAGAGCUACAGAAAAGUCAGUAAAGACCAAUGGACCCAGCAAACAAAAACAGCCAAGCUUUUCUGUCAGAAAGACGACUGAGAAGACUGUUAAAAAAAAAAGCUCUGUUCCUGCCUCAAAUGACGCCUAACCAGAAAUAGAAAAAUUAUUUCCCUUCAAUCCUCUAGACUUUGAGAGUUUUGACCUGCCUGAAGAGCGCCAGACUGCACACCUCCCCUUGAGUGGAGUGCCUCUCAUGAUCCUUGACGAGGAGGGAGAGCUUGGAAAGCUGUUUCAGCUGGGCCCCCCUUCACCUGUGAAGAUGCCCUCUCCACCAUGGGAAUGCAAUCUGUCGCAGUCUCCUUCUAGCAUUCUGUUGACCCUGGAUGUUGAAUUACCAGUUGUUUGCUAUGACAUAGAUAUUUAAAUUUCUUAGUGCUUUAGAGUUUGUGUGUAUUUGUAUUAAUAAAGCAUUCUUUGUUUAACAACAUAAUAAAUACAUAAAUAUAAAGUGGGUCAUAUUCCUCUUUAUGUGCAUCUGUCUCAGCUGUCCCUUGUUCCUAUAUUUCUUCCAUAGUACGGCCCCUACUCUUUGGGGAUAUGUCAACAUGAUUUACUUCUGUAGAGAAACAGGAGACAGGAAAUAGCAAAGGAUAAUGGAGAAAAGGCCAGGGUCAGGCCAAGAACUUCCUACAUCUUUUCUUCCCAGCCUAGCGUGAACCAGAUGAAAGCCUUAAAGAGGUCCUAGCAGCAAAGGGAGAUAAUUGAAAGAAUGAGAAUUUUGUGGAAUGCUAAAAAAACAGGGAACAUAUUUGCAGCUAGGACUAACAUUGAUUAUCUUAAAAUGUCUGUAUGGCUAAAUAAUAUUCAUGAAAUCCCAUGUCUUAUGCUUCUAAUGUCUUAUAACUUAAAGCACUUUUAUGUCCAUGCCUUGAAUUCUGUACAAAGCUUUGAUAGAGUCACAGAUGUCUGGUGUCAAUCCAGAUUGCCUGAAAGGCUUCAGGGGUUCCUCUGUGGUUCCUGAAUUCCAGGACUUAGUGAGUUUCCUAGACCAAGAGCUGCUAUUCAUUAUACAUGUUAGUGGUUUUGCUCUUUCUACUGAAAGUGGGUGGUGGUUAUGUCUCUGAACAUGUUAUUCCACAAAAAGCGAACUGGAUGUGGCUAUUUAAGAACCAUCAAGGGCAUGACAGGCCAAAGGUUCCAAAUCCCUCCUCAAUCAAAGGAUGCUGUCAGAACUGACCUCCAGAAAAGAUGCAAGGUCUCACUUCUAGGCUGUCAUACUGGUCCUUAGAGAAGAGUUACAAUUUUGUGAUCUGCCCCAAUCCAUUAUUGAUUUUUGCUUCCAUGCUAUUUUAAAACUGGAGAAGGUUUAAGUUUAAAAAUUCAAGACAAAUCAUAAAACAUUUCAGAAGUCACUUGUACAUUGCCUGUCUUCCCCACUAAAUUAUGAGCCCCAUGAGGGCAGGGACCAUCUCUGUUUUGUUCACUAUGGAGUCCAAGUACUUCCCCUUAUCUUGGAGCUGAUUCUAUGGUGGACUGCUCCAAGUAAUCUUUGUCUUGGGCCAGUAGUCAUGCGGUCAAGGAUAAGUUUCCAUUAGGUGUGGGCAUAAGUUCCUACCCAGGCAUUGUCCUCUUCACCAGAAGAACUAAAUUUCAUCUGUAAAGGAAGACAUCACAUUCUGUAAAUGGUAGGGCCUCGUUCUCCUGUAACAUUCAUAUUUCUGCAUUUUGGACUCAAGAACCAUAGGUAUAUCCCAUGGCAAGACAGGAAGUAUUACUGGAGUCAGACUCCCUGGGUCUUCACCUUGUUUCCUCUAUUUAAAGGCUAUGCAACCUUGGGCAAGCUGGUAACGUCUACAAUUUUACUCUUAAAGCUGUUGAUAGAGACACUAAACAUGUUUAAAUUUCUAAAUGUUUACUGCCAUAGUAAGGAUCUAAAUGACAUCAGAGUAGAAAUUCAAUAAAUAUUUGUUGGAUGGAUGAGUGAAUAAUUAACCUCUCAGACUUCAGUUUCAUCACCUGUAAAUAAAGAGGUGUAGCUAUAUGAUAUCUUUUCAGUUCUAAUAUCCUGUGGACUUAGUUAUGUUAGUAGUUACGAUAUUUUUUAUUCUUAGUAAUUUUUUCAGGAUUACUACGAGGAUAAUAAGAAGUCAAAUUCUAACCUGAAAUAAGUCAAGGGAAUUGAAUAAAAACUUGGAUGAAAAAAGAGAGUGUUUUAAAAAUCACCCUAAGUCCAAUGAUCAGAUGGCCUUUGCUUUAAAGUGUGUCUGUGGUCAGCCCAGGGAAAUAGUCUACAGCUUCUCUGAAGCUCUUUAACAUCUUCAUUACAGUCAGUUUAAGUAUUUCCUUGGCAAUAAACAUCAACUCUUUUUCAGAUGUUUCUUUGCAUAUGAUAGCCUUGGCAUGAGACAAGAAACCAUUAAGAAAAUACAAGCCAGGUCCUCUGCUACAGUCCAUAAAAAUCAUUUAGUUGAAGCUAUGCAUAUUUAUUUAUUAGCUUAUACUCAUUUUUAAACUGACUCACAAAAAGUACAGUAUUAGGCCAUUCUUGCGUUGCUGUAAAGAAAUACCUGAGACUGGGUCAUUUAUAAACAAAAGAGGUUUAAUGGGCUCACAGUUCUGCAGGCUGAACAAGCAUGACACUGGCAUCUGCUGGUUUCAGGGGAGACCUCACAACACUUUCAGUCAUGGCGAACGCCAAGGGGGAGCCGGCAUCUCACAUGGAAGAGCAGGAGCAAGAAAGGGUUGAGGUUGCGGGGGGAGGUCCAGGUGGGGAGUUUCAGGAGUUUGAAACCAGCCUGGCCAACAUGGUAAAAACCCGUCUCUACUAAAAAUACAAAAAUCAGCCAGGCAU
This is a messenger RNA of Piliocolobus tephrosceles (Ugandan red Colobus), 6508 nucleotides long. RefSeq names its product pituitary tumor-transforming 2 (gene PTTG2). Lineage: Eukaryota; Metazoa; Chordata; Mammalia; Primates; Cercopithecidae. Gene Ontology annotation, cellular component: nucleus; cytoplasm. The record is from RefSeq and is a predicted model, not a curated record. Gene Ontology annotation, biological process: homologous chromosome segregation; chromosome organization.